AUGAAAGCUCCUGAAUUUCCCGGGCCGAGAAUUAGAACCAUCUGUGUUUUGAAACACAGAUGGUUUCGACGCUUGAUGGUCGUGGCAGGUGGCAGGUGGUAGGCAGCGGAAGCACACCAAACUACUUGAGUGAGCGAGUAAUUUGAUGAGGCGUGUGGAAUCGACGAUAUCUUCGCCAGGCUGAUUCCCGUGUGUGGUGGCAGAGGCAAUCUCUUACAAAACGAGAAAAUGUUUUGGGGCUCAGGAAUUGGUGCCAGGAUCACACGGAUUGAAAAUGAAGGCAAGAGGUGUAGAUGCUGGAAGAUUCUAACCAUCCGGCCAACUCGGGAGUAGUAGAUGUUAUCAUGUGGGGCAGAUAGGAAGAGUAGAUGAUGAGAUGUAAUGGGCAAGAUACUGGGCAGCGGUGGAUUCUUAAUGGUGCGCCAAGGCAUGAACUAGUAGAUGGGGCGAUUGUGGCCACAAAAUUUUCGAAGAAACAUGGCAUGGGAAUGGGCUUCGGGCCAAAUGCCUCCACCAACAGUUUGCUUGUGGUGGAGGAGGUGUUGGAGUAAAAUGGAAACAAGAAACGACCGCCAGCACAACAGAGGUGCCCUUCUCGGGUGCUCUCCUUGCCAACGAGAGAUCAUUGUUACGAAACGAUUUGUCGACGAUUCGUCUCAGAAAGGAUACUCCAAAGCAGGAGCUGCUGAAGUCAUUCGUCAAAUUGCUAGUGGCCUCGCCAGUCUGCACCAAGCUCAAAUGAAAUUUCCACAGUGAAAUGAAACCUGUUUCUUGCUCCUGCUCAGGCUUCACCUUUGAACAUCAUGGGCUUUGGACUCAGCCGCAUAGACGGAGUCACGAGUCCAGUCGUUGGGAUAUUUCGAUCCAUCUACUACGUUGCUCCAGAAGCCCUUCUGCCGGAAGCCGUGCUAUCAGCUAGCGAUAUGUGGUCACUGGGGGUCAUCUUGUACAUUCUCCUCCGAGGGCAAGUUGUUUCCAAGCUCCUAUAGCUUGCCGCUGCUUGUGGACAUUUGGGGCCGUCAUACAAAUACCUCCAGCACAAACAAUUCAAUUCCGAUAUCUGCAAAUUUUUGUGCCCGAGCAGGGGCCGCUGCUGUUUGACUGGACAUGGCAACCUUCCAACAUUUCUGUCUGCAGGGACGUAGGAAGCAUGCUAUUAGCAGUGCUGUAGGAUCCACGAGACGAUGGGGUCGAGGAUACCUGCGCUGAAGUGCAGUAAUUCCCUUUUCCAUGCAAGAACAAACAGAGAAAAGCAGAACCUGAUCCUCUCGAGCUGGAAGCCCUAUGUGAAUCCGAGUCUGUUGUGAAAGCGUACGGUUUGCCACGAUGAUUGUGGCAUUUUCUUGCGAUUCUGGCUUGAGAUGGAUUUGCAAGUAUCUUCAGUAGCAAGGUCCUCCUUCGGACUAGAAAGCUGAAGACGCUUGUCGGCUCGAAUAAAAUAUCAGCGAAGAAGAUCUUGGAAAGCUUCAAACACAUUUCAGAGACAUCUUAGUCCCUGUAGCACUUUCUCUUCAGUACAAAAACACUUCUUAUGCGCACUUGACGGAAAUUUUUUUGUUCUCAAAGCCUCCUCCUUCAAAAUUCAGUUCCGCAUAUCGAGUUUUGUUCACGAGAGGUGUUCCUCUCACUGUCUACUUCUAUGACUGAAACCCCUCUCUCCUUUGAAGCUCUAAAGCUCUAUGGGGAGAGACUAGAGGAGAUGCGUAGGAGGUUUCUUGGGGGUGCGACCAGACUUAUUGAGCUUCCUGUUUGAGUGGAAGCUCAAUUGUAAAAUGUCCGUCUUCUGAGAGACUGCGUCACGCGUCAGUCCAUUUCGAGGCAUUACAGGGUUACAAAGUCUGCAGAGGGCUACCCAUUGACAAGUCAGUGUGUGUCUAAUGCCAUGGAAAAGAAGUGCAGUUGCUUUGUGGGAUUUCGAUGUUUUGAAACUCAAUCGGAUCUCAUCGAAGUUCUUUCAUGCAGUUCAACAGACGGAGCAAGGGAGAAGAUUUGAGGAUGUGCUGAAGGCCAUGAACUUGGCGAGCUUGGUGACAAUGGCACAACGCGUUUUUGACCUCUUUGACGGCAACAAAGAUGGUUGCGUGGACAUGAGAGAGAUUAUCGUCGGCUUCUUCUCUGAAUAAGGCAACGGAGAUGAGGGUCUGAGACUCCGCUUUCAGCUGUAUGAUACCGAUCGCUCUGGCUUCAUCUCACGAGAGAACUAGCGUCCAUGCUACGGGUUUGUUAACCUACAGACCUUGAUUUCCUUUCUGAACACUUCCCUUGAUGGAGCUGCAAAUGUACUGCAACCUGUGUUCAACAUUCAGCUUCCGGCGUGGCUUUUACUUCUACAACGUCGAUGAAAGAACACGCUCCCUGCUUUUAAAGCCAUUCCUUCAAUUUUACGGGCAUUACCAGACGAACACUUGCUACCGGACGUUACAGAGGCAGGGAAGAAUAAUUUUGAAGAGUUCAAGGAGGCCAUAACAGAUAGCAACUUCCUGAAAGAUGCCUCUUUUCCACCUACAGCACUCUACUGAGUUUGUAGUCAGUCAGUCAGCCAGCCAGGAACGAUCAAAAGUUCGUCGUCACGAUGUGGCGUUUCCUGGUGCUUGUACACAAUGUUAUCUCGCUGUUAAUUUAAUAUCAAGCUCGGCUCGGUUGAUGAGAGGUUGUGAUGCAAUAAUAAGAGCUCACAGCCUUCACAUUGUAUUAGGAUUGUUCAGAAAAGGCUAAUGUGCAAGAUGACCCCGAGAGCACCUGGACCCCUUCUUGCUGACCUGCACCGUACGUACUUUCAGAGUUGAAUCCAUUUAUUCCAGUCAGAGACGAGGAAUUGGUACGGCUACUCUUCGCAAGCGGCACUUGAGCUGUUGCAAAAUUAGUUAGGGAACACAGGCACUAAGAAGUCUCUUGAUUGUCUCGGCAAAGAUGAAGGCUUGUGCACGAUGUAUGGGUGGAAUCAUGGUUACUUCUCGUAACCUGGAGCAGACAGAUUCAGAAAUUCAAGUCCAAAAGGACUUCAUCGUUGGUGCUCGUUUUAGCGUAGGUAGAAGGGAGGACCCUUUAGUUUUUUUAAAUCAGAAAUUCGACAGUGGCAAUCACUUUUAGUCAGCACCUGACUUAAAUGUCUCGGUGUCGCCCGAAUGUUUGUGAGAUUGUGGAUGGAAAUAAAUAGCUCUCCUACUGUCAGGUAACAUUCUUUCC
This is a messenger RNA of Marchantia polymorpha subsp. ruderalis, 3186 nucleotides long. Lineage: Eukaryota; Viridiplantae; Streptophyta; Marchantiopsida; Marchantiales; Marchantiaceae. The record is from the annotation of a GenBank genome assembly.